This is a messenger RNA of Tarenaya hassleriana, 992 nucleotides long. Its product is annotated as nuclear transcription factor Y subunit C-10. Gene Ontology annotation, biological process: regulation of DNA-templated transcription. NCBI's taxonomy places the organism in Eukaryota, Viridiplantae, Streptophyta, Magnoliopsida, Brassicales, Cleomaceae. Bases 29 to 727 code for a protein of 232 amino acids. The transcript is spliced from 7 exons. The record is from RefSeq and is a predicted model, not a curated record. Gene Ontology annotation, molecular function: DNA binding; protein heterodimerization activity. Gene Ontology annotation, cellular component: nucleus.
UUCAUUUGCUUAUCAAGAAUCGAAAAGCAUGGAAAGGUCUGUUCUUAUUGAUCCGACGACAGAUUUGAAUGCAUCGGCGAAAUCAUCUCAUAUGUGGUUUCAACAUCCUCUCCAUGGGAUAUAUACCACAAUGCCUAUGCCUGACCCUGUGUUUCCAUAUUAUUCAGCUACCGGAGAGAUUGACGAGGAAUUAACGCAGAGGAUGGUGCAAAACCUGAAGCUCUUUUGGCAUCAGCAGCUGGAUGAGAUGAAUAAUUUCACAGGGUUCAAGGGUCCAAAUCCUUUGCCACUGGCUAGGGUAAAAAAGAUUAUGAAAUCCGAUCCUGAUGUCAAGAUGAUCAGUGCGGAUACUGCUCCUGUAUUUGCAAAGGCAUGUGAGAUCUUCAUUCUGGAGAUGACUCUCCGAGCCUGGAUUCAUACCGAAUCAUGCAACCGCCGCACUAUCCAGCGGGCUGAUAUCGCUGAGGCCUUAAGGGGUUCAGAUAUUUAUGACUUCCUGAUUGAUGUUUUUCCUUUUCGGCCUCACUGUAUCCACCAUAUGGGUACGUAUCCAAAUGCUGUGCAAGUCGGACCGAGUGCUGUUCAUCAACCUGUUUUUGCAUUGCCGGACAUUAAUGUCUCGGCCAACCUCAACCAGACCGAACAGAACCCGGAGGUUCCUCCCGAGGUUAUGGCCGAUUCCUUUGUUGCCCAUGAGCCACUUGAUCUCAACUUCGCCCUCCCGUGAACAAUGGACCUUGCCCGUGGCUGUGGGAGGAGGAGAAAUUGGAAGAAGCGUUCCCGGAAACCAUGUUGUUCGAAUGGAAGGAAGUUUUAUAGAAAACUUAAUUUCAUAUGUUGCAGAAUAAAUUGGACCAACAAUGUAUGUGUCGGUCCAUCAUUUCUGAUAUUAUAUUAAACUAAGCGUUUUUUUUUAUGUGUUUUCUGUUAGAUAUGCUGGUUUCUUCUGUGAUUUCGAUAUAUCUAAUAAUUUUCUUGUUUUGGGAGUAGAA